Molecule: messenger RNA, 2313 nt
Organism: Miscanthus lutarioriparius
Lineage: Eukaryota; Viridiplantae; Streptophyta; Magnoliopsida; Poales; Poaceae
Source: the annotation of a GenBank genome assembly
AUGGGAGGCGGGCGGAAGCGCGGGCGCACGCAGCGCCGCCACUUCAAGCAGGGCCGCGAGAACGUCUGGAAGCACAACCCUCAGCGUCCUCCCGCCGGCGAAGGAGGCGAGGGGCGGGAGGGCAAUCCCUCGUGGCAGCCCUUCGCCACCGAGAACCCGGCCUUCGAGGACUACUACAAGGAGCAGCAAAUUGUUCCUGAGGAAGAGUGGGAUAGCUUCAUGAGUAUGCUCCGGAAGCCAUUACCUGCCACUUUUAGGAUUAAUGCGAGCUGUCAGUUUUUUCAAGAUAUCUGCUCGCAAUUGGAAAACGACUUCAGGAAAUCAUUAGAAACUGAGGUCACCGAUGAACAUGAAGAAGAUGCUAUUAGGCCUUUGCCUUGGUACCCAGGUAAUCUUGCAUGGCAUUUGAACUUUUCUCGAAUGCAGCUGAGGAGAAACCAGGCACUUGAGAGUUUUCAUGAAUUCUUGAAGCGAGAGAAUGAAGUUGGCAACAUAACUAGGCAAGAGGCUGUCAGUAUGGUUCCACCACUGUUUCUGAAUGUGCAACCUGAUCAUCAUAUUCUUGACAUGUGUGCUGCUCCAGGAUCUAAAACUUUCCAGUUACUUGAGAUGAUUCACCAGUCAACGAAGCCUGGAAUGCUUCCAAAUGCCCUGGUGGUAGCUAAUGAUGUUGAUGUGCAAAGAUGCAAUCUUCUUAUUCACCAGACCAAGAGAAUGUGUACAGCUAACCUGAUUGUGACAAAUCAUGAAGCACAAAACUUUCCUGGUUGUAAUCUUGCAAAGUUCUCUUCAGAAGUGUGUAUGGAUGAGGCAAAGCUGCAGAGGUUGGAGUUUGACCGCGUUCUUUGUGAUGUGCCUUGUAGUGGUGAUGGGACUGUCCGUAAGGCUCCUGAUAUGUGGAGGAAGUGGAAUGCUGGUAUGGGGAACGGACUUCAUCGCCUGCAAGUGGAGAUUGCUAUGCGUGGUAUGGGUUUGCUCAAAGUGGGUGGGAGGAUGGUUUAUUCAACAUGUUCAAUGAACCCUGUUGAAAAUGAAGCUGUUGUUGCUGAGAUUUUGCGGAGAUGUGGGGACUCUGUUGAACUUCUUGAUGUUUCUAAUGAGCUACCUGAAUUAGCCCGUCGUCCUGGACUUAGCUCCUGGAAGGUACGGGAUAGAGGGUCUUGGUUUGGUGUGCACGAAGAUGUACCUCGCUACAGGAAGCAUGUGAUAUCACCAAGUAUGUUUCCCUCUGGGAAAGGCAGCAAAGAUAGUCUUACGGUGAGCAACAGCGUUGAGGUCAACACAGAUGUAGCUGAUGCAGACAUGAAGGAUCCAACAGACAUGGGAGAGGGAGAACAAGAAACAAAUAUAACAAUUGAUGACAGCAAUAAUGGUGACAAUCUGAAAACCGAAGAGGGAACCAAAGUUAAUUGCGAGUCUGGUGAAGCUACAGCUAGUUAUAAAAAGUUAAAUUCUACUCCCAUCUGUACAGAACAUUCAGAUUAUCCACUGCAUCGCUGUAUGAGAAUUGUUCCUCAUGACCAGAACAGUGGGGCAUUUUUCAUUGCAGUCCUUCAUAAACUCUCCCUACUGAACGAGAACCAGGUGGUAGAUGGGGUAAAAAGUGAGCAGAAUAUUUCAAAAGACAAAACUGAGAAUCUGGAGAAAGAUUUAGGAUCAGAUAAGGCAUCAUCUGAAGAAAAUAUAGUGCAUCAGCAAGUGAUUGAUAACACAAAUGUUCUGGAUGGAGAACAAAAUGGAGACGGGGAUAACAAAAGUUCAAAAGAUAAGAGCUCAGAGGAUUCUAAGGAAAGGCAGUCUUCAAAGGAAGGCUCGCCAUGCACAUUUAGGUUGUCAUCAGAGGGAUUGCCGCUCCUGCUUCCAUACAUCACAAAACAGAUUCUAUAUGCAUCUGCAAUUGACUUUCAGCAUCUUUUACAGUACAGGACUAUUAAGUUUCCUGAUUUCGUGGAUGCAAAAUUUGGUGAGGAAGCUUCAGCUUUGCUUCCAGGUUGCUGUGUCGUAGUUUUACGUGAAGGGCAUCAGGAUAUAGGAUCCAUAGCUACAGAUCCCUCAGCCAUUGCCAUUGUUUGCUGGAAAGGAAAGACCAAUUUGUGUGUCAUGGUUUCUCCACUAGAUGGGAAGGAACUGCUUGAGAGGAUUUCAUUGCGUUUUGGGCUCAAAAUUCCCAAAGGGGAUAAAGAGAAACCCAGCCAGGAGAUUGCUGGAUCAGACGAGCUGCUUGAUUGUGCCACUGAGGCGGACGAUCAAGAAUGUUUUCCUGAAAGCAAAGCAUCUGACAUCGAAAUUUCAGAUGCUAAGGAUGCUGAGUAG